Messenger RNA from Octopus bimaculoides (California two-spot octopus), 4137 nucleotides. RefSeq names its product BTB/POZ domain-containing protein 7. Lineage: Eukaryota; Metazoa; Mollusca; Cephalopoda; Octopoda; Octopodidae. Gene Ontology annotation, biological process: morphogenesis of a branching epithelium. The record is from RefSeq and is a predicted model, not a curated record. Gene Ontology annotation, molecular function: protein binding.
AUGGCAAUUCUUGAGCUUCAAGCUAAUUCUGAGAUUGAAGAUUCUCUAAAUCCACGACUAAUUUGCUUACAACUUGAAAAUUGGUAUAAUGUAAACAACAUACAAUCCUUGCUGCAGGACUUGCGAAUGAUGUUGGACACUGGUAACUACAGUGAUGCUACUUUGGUAUUUACAACUGGUUCCGAAAGCCAGGAAAAUUUAAGUUCUGAAGCUUCUAGUUCUGCAGAUCAUUCAUCAAGAAAGCACGAACUUAAAUGCCACAAAGCAAUUCUUGCUGCACGAUCUCCUUUCUUCCGUAACCUUCUAUUGCGGCGUGCACGAUCAGGUGAAGAGAUCACUGAACGGACAUUGCAGACCCCUACCCGCAUAGUGCUUGAUGAAUCGGUCAUUCCAAGGAGGUAUGCUCGAGUGUUAUUGCAUGCAAUCUAUAUGGACACUGUAGAUCUAUCUUUAAUAGUCCGUGGAAGUACCAGUACAUGUAGUCUUAGUGAAGUGCAAGCUAUGGUAGCAGGAAGAGGACAUAUCACUCAUGCUGAUGAAGCUAUGGAAAUUUACCAAAUUGGACAGUUUUUGGAUUUUCCUAUUCUUUCACAAGGUUGUGAAGAUAUAAUUGUAGAAAGUAUUGCUGUAGAAAAUUUAAGUUCUAUUUUGACAUGGAGUUCUGAACCCCAUGGGUCUCAAUGGGUCCAUCGGCAAGCUUUACAUUUUUUACGAGAAGAAUUUCUUCAGUUGCUACACUCUCCAAUUUUCUGUGAAAUGGGAAAAGAUUAUCUCAUUGCUGCCAUUUGCUCUGACUUCUUACAGGCUGGCGAAUUAGAUGUUCUGAAUGCUGUAUUAAAAUGGGGGGAACACCAGCUUGUGAAAAGAGUGGAGGAACGAGAACCUAACCUGCUCAAUCAUACAGCUCACAGUGUGAGCAAAAAAGGUAUUCGGAAGCGAGAUUUGAACGAUGUUGAACUCCGUGAGAUAUUGGCCGAACUUCUUCCGCAUAUACGAAUGGAUCAUGUGAUACCUUACAACAGUGAAAUCCUAAAUAGUGCAAUAAAACGAGGACUUGUGAGUACACCUCCAUCACAUAUGAUUGCAGAUGAAGGCGGUAACCACCGUGUUGGAGCAUGGAUCAGAGCCAAGAACAGUGGAAUGUAUGUCAAGCCUCGACUCUUUACUCCAUAUUACGAAGAAACAAAGAGUAUGCUUGAAGAGCUGCUAGGACAAGUACAAGAAAAUGACCUGGUAAAUGUGCGUAUGAUACACAUGUCGUCCAUUCCCGAUACUCUUUACAUGGUUGAAGACCGUCAGUAUGCUGUACCUUCAGUUGCCUAUUUGGCACCAACCUCCACCGUAGAUGUCAUAGCUGGUACUAUACCUGUUCCUGAUAGGAAUACAUUAAUCAUGAUGCUUCACCGUGAGCAGGAAUUACAAAGAACCAAGCUGAUUCAAAAAGCUUAUUCCCUCCCGUACACAGACAAACGUGCAGUGACAUAUCAAAUAAAAUUGCGGGUUGUGAGAGAAUUUGGUUUGCCUGACUCAGCUGUUGAAAUCUUGCAGAACAGCCAGUAUUACUAUCCUGAAGAAUCCCUAUAUGUUGAACGGCAAUAUCAAGUCAAUACUUCUUCCACCUCUUCACCAAGCCGGCACAAGCAUAGUCCAGGUACACCUGUACCACCACCAGCUCGACCUUAUAGCCCUGUAGAAGUGAACUCUCCACCGGUGACGAAACUAGAUUGUGUUGCUCAUUGUACAACUCAGUCUAAUAUCCGACACAAUCCUUCCACCCCGCUGCCAUCUCCCACCAGGUGCUACAGUCCUGUGCAGAACGAACCAAAUACCUGUGGAGAGAAUGCACUUAGUGAAGUGAUGCCUGAUAUUGCUAUGGCGACUGCCUCAUUGGAUCAGAUGCACAUGCAUGAGACUGAUUUAGAUUUGGACAUUGUUUCUGAUGGCAUUCAUCAUGGAACACUAUAUGUAUGAGACGUUUCCCCGUAUCCCUUCCCCGACCAAGGACACUCUUCAACUUGUUGAUCCUUCUUAAACUGCUGCUGCUGCUGCUGUUGCCGUUGAUUUGCUGCUGUCACCUGUGCCAUGUAAAUCGCACAGAACAAACUAGCCUAUUGCCGCUCCACAAAACACAAUGGCUUGGUGCUGGUGCCGAAGAGAAUGGCUUGUCACAACAGAAGAGAUUAAGCCUGUUAGUAACAUAGGACUGUUGCAGUUGCAGAGCUGAUGCAGAAUAGCAAAUAACCCGUGGAAUUAUUGUACUUACUGCAUUAAGACUUGUUGAUGGCUGUUGCCAAAAGCAUUGGAUUUUCAAAUUUACAGCUUACAAGACCUCUCAUGUUUGAUAAAUCUUUUGAAGCUAAUUGAGUUUAUAGUCUUUCCACAGCCAUUUCAUUACUGACUUGAAAGCAUGUCAACUGUCUAUUUAUUAUUUAUUUAUCAUAUUUAUUGACUUAUUUUGAAUAAUUUCCACCUUUUGCUGUUUUAUUUAUUUUUUUUUUUAUCAUUUUGUUUUAAAAGUUGAUUUUUUUUUUUUCCAUCUCCAUCAUUUCAUUUUUGCAUUUUAAUUUGGUUGCCGAAUUUCGUAAGUCUUAAGUCAUUCGUCAUAUAAAACGUCCUACAAUGAAGUAACUUUAUCUCCAACAAUAUGAUGCCUUUGCUAAAAUCUUAUUUUGCAGUUUUGUUUGAGAACACAAAACCCUUUUGAUAAAACCAAACCCCUGCAAAUAACACAGCUACUUAAGGAGUAUCUCAGUAUCUCAACAAAGACUGUUGUCAAUAGAACAUUUAGUUGAAAAUGUGGAACAUUAUUUAUUUACCGAAUAAAUAUUUUCUAGAGUCAUUUUCAUAAAUUUAUAAGUUGUAAAGUUUUCUGCUCACUGCAUAAACUAUAUAUUGAUGUUUUUAAAUUUUUUUUUUUCAUCAGCAGCUAGAAAGGGAUAACAAAAUACAAGCUUUAGUAUAACUUUAAAUUUAAGUUAAGGAAACGUAGAAUUCUGAAUCUGUUUUUCUCUUUUGUCUCAUCACCUAAUGUGUACAGUAACGACACGCUUAAUCUGUUGUGUAAGCUUUCCUAUCAAUAAUUACUGUUUAGGUAUUUAUUAAACCAUUAACUCAGUAUAUAUUUGCUUCUAGUCAUCCCUACUUCAUAUAUAUAUAUAUAUAUAUAUAUAUAUAUAUAUAUAUAUAAUAGUUUGUAAUUAAAAGAUAGUACUCAAUACAUGGUAAAGAGUAUAUUGUUUACUUAAACUGAGUUCUUUUUUUUUUGCAACUCAAGUUUCAUGCCUCUGAAAUCUAUAAGAUAUUUUCUUUGGUGCAUGGCUACCAUUUUCAUUGGCUAGUUUCUGAAUGUCAUUUCGUUAGGUUGGUAGGGUUUUGAUUAUUCUCGUUUUGUCUCUGUUCAUUGGCCAAUGACUGGUGAGAACAUCACAAUAAUUAAAAUUGAUACUUAAAAAGAAACCGUCCUCACAAAAUAAUGUUGAGAAACUAGGCAAUAAAAAUGAUUACCACACACAGAAAAACAAGCCUGCUUCAAAAUUAUAUAUAUAUGUGUGUAUAUAUACGAUUUUACUUAGGUAUAGUGAUCCAAAUAACCAGUGGUUAGAACUCAAUAUAUUUAUGCUUUAAGUUAAAGUGUUAGGCAAAUACAAAGUGUAAUAUCAAUUAAUGAAUGACAAAAGAACAGGAGGUGUGUAAUCACUAUCAUUGGCAUUAAGCUAUUUCUGCUGUAGGAAGCGGUGUACUCUGAGCUAAGUGCUAUGCUUCUUAGAGUAGAAAGAGUCGUAAAGCAAAUGAAAGCAUUUAUUUAUAUAGCCCUUGUUCUUUUGUCAGCCCUUAAUUUUUGUGUGUGUGUGUGUGUGUGUGCGUGCAUGCGUGCGUGCAAGAUAUCUCAGUUGAUCAGCCUUUACGAAGUUUCUUAGAAAAGUUUGUCAAACAUCAUAGGGAACAUAAAUUCAAUAUUCUAGCAAAAUUCUGUAAAAGAAUUUUUUAUUUUUUGCAUAUUAGGUUCUCGAAGGUUUUUUAAAAAAAAGUCAGUCAUAAAUUUUUUAUUAUUCAUUCUCACAUUUCACUGGGUUUUUUUAAAAUUAUUAUUUUGGUCACAAAAGAAUGUAACUUUCAUCCAAAUACAUCUGAAAUACU